AGAGUGGUGCUUCUUCAUUUCCUGCACUUACUGAGAAAAGCUUAAAAUCUCUCUCUCUCUCUCUCUCUCUCUCUCUCAAAUCUCAAUCGAGCUUGCUGCCAUUAAUAGUAGCAGCGAGCUUUCUGUGGAUGCUAAAAGCUUUAAAACCCUUCCUUGAUUUCGGUGCUUUGGAGUUAUAUAAAAAGAAGAAAAGAAAGCGAUUGGUUUCUCUUCUGCUUUUGCCUUUCUUUACUCUUUUCUCUCUCUCUCUGUCUAUUCUACUUUCUGCUUUGAAAUUUACUUCUUUAACUCUCUAGUUCCUCACAGUGAUUUGGAGUUCGGGAAUAGAAAGCUGUGGACUGUUCAGAUCCAAGAUUUGUGCUCAGUUCCUGUGUACACGUUUUAGAUUUUGUUGUUCUCAGUGGCGGUGAACGUAGGGUAGCUUUUGCCAGUUUAAGCGAUUCAGCUUUUUCUGGAUUAUUAUUGGGAGCUCAGGAGGAGGUUAUGUAGCGUUCAGAACGGGCGGUUGCUAGUGACUUUGCCGUUCUAUUUGUGAUUUAAUGGGAAAGAGGUGGAAAUGGAGAGGAUUCAUGUUUUCUGUUGUUUACUAUGAGUUGCUUUUUUAGCUUUCGAUCUGUCUGAAGUAGUUUGAUGCUUGAAGGUCUCGAUUUUUCGGGGCAUUCGAGAAAUUCGUUGUUGAUGGAGAUUUGCUAUAAGAGAGCAGAAUUUGCCAUUACUGCUGUCUGCUGAGUUAUAUUACUUGUUAUUAUUGGUUACGAUCUAGGGUUUUUUUGCUGGUUUUUUCAUUUCCCGAUCUAUUUAUAACAUAUCAUUAGCUACUUAGUUUCCCGAGGCAGAGGAGGGGGAGAAAUUCCUGGAGUUGGAGUUUAGAAUUUAGGUCAUCAAGAUGUAUGCGUCUAUAGCAUCCUCAAAAGACAUGAAUCCUCUGUUCCCUGCAACUUUCAAGCAUUCGGAAGGAGAAUUGCAUCAGAAGAACAGAGAAACCAUGGCUUCCGAUCUCCAUCAUCAUCAUCAUCAUCAGCAGCAGCAGCAGCAGGAGGUGAGUUCCGGCCUGAUGCGAUUUCGCUCUGCCCCGAGCUCCCUGCUUGCAAAUUACAUGGACGGUAGCAGCGAAGACGGGGAAGAAGGAUGUGAGGAUUUCCUACAUCCUCGUUCUUCAAGUCCCGAGGCGGAGAGCAUGUUUGCGAGGUUCAUGUCUUGUGGUGGUGACGGCACUGGAUCUCCUUCACUUGAUCUUCGCGAGAUCGGCGACAAGUCUCCAGUAAUAUCGGCUACGCCCACCGGAGCAGUUAGUCAGAGGAAUUCUCAGUUCAUAGCAUCCAUGAAGCACGAAGCAGCCGAGGUUGUUCCUCAGCAGAAUGGAUACUCUGCCACUGCUUCCCAGAUGCUUUAUCAAGCUCCGCCGCCGGUGCCUCUGCCUAGUCAGAGCUCAGCUUCCAUGGAUAACUCUUAUGGGAUGGUGAAUUCGAUAGUCAUGGGUCACAGUCCUCCUCAAGUCAAGACUGCUAGCGCCAAUUGCUCUAAUCUUAUCCGGCAUAGCAGCUCUCCUGCCGGGCUUUUCUCUCACCUAAACGUUGAAAACGGCUACGCGUCACUGAGGAGAGUGAGGAAUUUCAGAGCCGGGAAUGGUACUAAUGGAGAAGCAGCUCCAGGGGCAAGCAGGUUGAAGGGUCAGAUCAGUUUCUCAUCUGGGCCUUCUUCUUCUUCGGGGUUAAUGUCUCAGAUUUCUGAAAUUGGGAACGAAAGCAUUGGAGCUAAUAGCCCAGAUGACGGAAGCUUGGGAGACAGCAACGGUGACAAUGGAUGUUACAUGCCGGAGUUUCCGAUUGGCGCUUGGGAUUCUGCACUUGUCUCGGAGAAUUUCUCUGGCCUCAAAAGAGCUAGAGUUAUCGAUGGAAAAAUGCUUUCUGGUUUAAAUCCAUCGGAGACUCAGAAUGGAGUAGGGACCCAUCCUCCUGGUUUGACCCAUCAUUUUAGUUUGCCAAAGACCUCCACCGAGAUUGCUGAUAAGUUUUUACAGUUUCAAGAAUCUGUUCCUUGUAAGAUCCGAGCCAAGCGAGGUUGUGCCACUCACCCUCGAAGCAUUGCAGAGAGGGUUAGAAGAACUCGGAUUAGUGAACGAAUGAGAAAAUUACAAGAGCUUGUCCCCAACAUGGACAAGCAAACCAACACAGCCGACAUGUUAGACUUGGCAGUGGAGUACAUUAAAGACCUUGAGAAACAGGUCAAGAAUUUCAAGGAUAGUCAGGCUAACUGUACCUGUUCGAGCAAGCAGAAACCAUGCUCAAGUCCUGUGCUACGGGGUGACUAGCUAGCUUCUGUAAAGAUA
Messenger RNA from Telopea speciosissima, 2329 nucleotides. RefSeq names its product transcription factor bHLH130-like. Gene Ontology annotation, biological process: regulation of transcription by RNA polymerase II. Gene Ontology annotation, molecular function: protein dimerization activity; DNA-binding transcription factor activity, RNA polymerase II-specific; RNA polymerase II cis-regulatory region sequence-specific DNA binding. Gene Ontology annotation, cellular component: nucleus. The record is from RefSeq and is a predicted model, not a curated record. Bases 887 to 2311 code for a protein of 474 amino acids. The transcript is spliced from 6 exons. NCBI's taxonomy places the organism in Eukaryota, Viridiplantae, Streptophyta, Magnoliopsida, Proteales, Proteaceae.